Phalacrocorax carbo (great cormorant) is the source of this 3420-nucleotide messenger RNA. The record is from RefSeq and is a predicted model, not a curated record. Lineage: Eukaryota; Metazoa; Chordata; Aves; Suliformes; Phalacrocoracidae.
ACGUAACGCGACGCGACGUGACGUGGCGCGGGGCACUCCUGGCAGCCUGCAGCGCGCGCUGUAGGCGGUCGUUUACUCCCCGGGGCGGCGGUUAACGGGGCGCGCGCCCGUCCGCCGCGCGGGAGGGAGGAGGAGGAGGAGGAGGAGGAGGAGAAGAAGAGCGGGGCGGCCGCGGCCGCGUUCCCGUCCCCGCGGCGGUCCGCCCGGGCCCCCGGAGCGAUGAUGGCCGCGGCGGCCGACCUGGAGUCCUCGCUGGAGCUGAGCCUGACGGGCAGCGGCGCGCUCCCCGGCGGGCUGCCCCCCCCGCGCUCCCGCAUCUUCAAGAUCAUCGUCAUCGGUGACUCCAACGUGGGAAAGACGUGCCUCACCUACCGCUUCUGCGCCGGCCGCUUCCCCCAGCGCACCGAGGCCACCAUCGGCGUGGACUUCCGCGAGCGCGCCGUCACCAUCGACGACGAGCACAUAAAGAUCCAGCUAUGGGAUACGGCAGGCCAGGAGCGCUUCAGAAAGAGCAUGGUGCAACACUACUACAGGAAUGUACAUGCUGUUGUGUUUGUGUAUGAUAUGACAAACAUUGCCAGUUUCCACAGUCUGCCGUCAUGGAUAGAGGAAUGCAAACAACACCUUCUUGCCAGUGAUAUACCACGGAUUCUUGUUGGAAAUAAAUGCGAUCUGAGGAGUGCCAUUCAGGUACCUACGGACUUGGCCCAGAAGUUCGCUGAUACUCACAGUAUGCCGUUAUUUGAAACCUCUGCCAAAAACCCCAAUGACAAUGACCAUGUGGAGGCCAUAUUUAUGACACUGGCUCACAAGCUUAAAAGUCACAAGCCAUUAAUGCUUAGUCAACCCCCAGAUCGCAAUGAAAUACAUAUAAAGCCUGAACCAAAACCUGCCAUGAUGUGCUGGUGUUAAAUCACGCUAUUAUCAGCUCUCACCUUGUCUCGUUUGCAAAUGCUUCAAAAUUACGAUCUUGGCAAAGUGCCAGGUUUUGGUAGCAAUUAUAGCAAAUCUCCUUGGCACUUUAAUGUGGGGUUUUUUUCUGGUGUAGAUGUGCCCAUCUCAUGUUCUUGCACUUUGUAUUUGUACUUUCUAAAUUACUGAAGUUUCACUAUAAAUGUAUGUGAAAGUAAACUUUCAAGUGAAGUUUUGACAAAGCAGUUCUACUUGAGCUCUUGCUGCCUGAGAUUGUUUUCAUCACUUGUGGCAAGGUUAUAAAUAGUAAGCCAGUUUACUAACAUUUUUGGUUGCUACUUGCACUGGAACAAUCUAGGAGUGUUUUGUGAUAGCUGGGUAGCUUGAUUUUUGGGUCGGUGAGUGGGGAGAUUUUUGGUAUAUGAAGGAAUAUUUGGUGCCUGCAAGCAAAUUGCUAAGCAAGUACGCUUUUACUUUAAAAACAAAACAACCCAGGACUGUCAGGUGAAGUUUGGGCUGUCAGUGUAGGUGCAAACUGCUAGCUUUUGGCCUGUCAUUCCACUGUAAACUUUGUCUGUUUCUUCAUGGCAAUGGUAAGAGAAUUAACAAACUUGUCCCUACCUUGGGAUAAUUAUUUGAUACUUAAAACUUCGUUAGUUUUUCAUAAUUAGCAUGUAAAACUAAACUAUGCAUUCCUUCUUAUGGAAAGUACUGUAGCACAGGAUGAUUUGGAAUAAAUCUGGGACUAUAACUGUCCAUAAUUUCUCUGACCUUACUAAAACUUCAAUGAGGACUUACUUCUAAAGAUGCUGGAUUUGAGUUGAGUGUCCCAGGGUAAGCAAAAACACUUAAGUGUAUAAAAGAUUGAGUGGGGUUGGCAAAGGCAUACUAGUUUUCAAAGGUAGGGGUUUCAGAGAAUUUUAGUGAUGAUGAAUGCUUUUCAUAUAUCUUGAAAAAGUUUUUUACAACCAACUCGACAACAUAUUUUAGGGAUGGAAAUGCUUAGGACAAAAUGUUAGGAACAUGGGACUUUCUUAAAAUACUUCUGAAUACAAAAUAAAUUAAAUCUUGAAAUAUGAAGAAAAUCUGCCAAAUACAUCAUCUGUUACAGAUUUUUUAGUUAAAAGCUGCUUGUGUAAUGUCAUGGCUGUAUGUGGGGCAUCCUUGGCAUUACUAAUGUAAGUUAGUGGUGGGUCAGAUGAGGGAAAUUACUCCUCUAGAACCAUCUUUGUUCUUAUAAUUGCAACCAUGUGAUUUCAGUUCUGUCUGAAGGUCAAGUUUCAUAAUAACAAUGGUGCUAGGUUGCACGAAUUACAUAAAGUGAAAUGUAAGCUGUAGAAUGCAAUCUAUGACUUCAUAUGCCAUGCCAAACAGUGGUUUGUGACUUAGUUUUUGAAGGAAUUGAAGUAAAAAUGAAGAUUUUUUUAAAAAUUAUUAUUAUUAUUAUUAUUUGCAAUGUGUAGUGUGUGAUGCUGACUGGAAACUAAACAGAAGGGCCAGUUCAGAAGCUGCCACCCUAGUGAUCACAUGAGAAACAAGUUAUUGAAAGAAGAUAACUAAUACUAUUUAAACUAUUACAAUUAAUAAGGUGUAAUUCUACUGCAAGUUAUACUGACGAAAGAAAAAUGCUUUGACUUUUUUUCUGGAUUUAGACAGAGCAUUCAAUUUGGUCUAAUAUGAUUAAGAUGCUUAAAAGGAAUCUAAACAAAAGGUAGUAUCUGUUUCCUGUAUAAAGCUGCUACAACUGUGACAGUAAUUUUGUUUAGGAAACAUUUGUAAAGGGGAAUUUUUGUACUCACUCUGAACCUUACAUGACUAGAAUUUGGUUUACAGUCCUUUCAGAAACAAUCAGCUUUUUAACACUAGUGUCCUUAAUGAUUUUUUUAAGAAAAGGAUUGAUCUUAAAUUUAUGUGUAUACUAUUGUAAAUAAAUAUGGUUUACAGUCCUCUUGGACAACUUGUUUUUCACUCAUGUCCUUAAUCUUUUUUCUCAAAAGAAUCCAUCUUAACUAUUUGUAUAAGUAUGUCAGCAGGUGUCCUGUGUUGUUUGGGUUUUUUUCUUCAAUAACAAAAACAGAAUGAAGAAUUCCUCAGUCAGUCAGGUGGGGGUUGAGGUAAGGAAAUUAUGAAGCUACGGUGUUACUGUUAGCUUUGAUAUCAAACAUCUGCAAAUCUGUUAAAGCUUUGAGUUAUUCACAACCUGUAAAUAAGGGCCCUUGUGUCAUUAAAAUUGCGUGGAAGCGGUGUUUAAGUAUGUAAUUUCAUCUUCAGCACAACGCAUGUUUUAAUGGUUGCGCCAUAAAGGUACUGUGGUCAUUAACGCAGGAUUCAGUAUGCUUCCUGGCUUUCAGUGGUCACGUCCCACCCACAGAAUUGAUGUCAAAAGUACUGAAUACUUUGUAUAUGUAUUUUCACUCUACCAAAUUGUAAAGUUGGGUUAUUUUGUAUGUGUUGGGGGGGGAGGGCAAGACACGAUCCCAGAAACCUAAUAAACUGGCUUUGCCACAA